AUGAGCGCCGACCACAAAACCUACCCUCCAGGGCAGGAGUACUCCGGCAGGAACCGGGUCCCCAACAUCCAGGAAUUCGUCGAGUCGCUGGACCGGGACAAAAAAGAGCGCGACGCCCGAAUCGAUGCCCAGCUGCAGUCCAACAACCAGCAUGGUGAGCCGCGCGACCACGCGCUGCCCCAGCAGCGCAAGCCCGGCAAGAACCGGCGCACCGUCCGCGACCCGGUUACUGGCAAGGACGUCGAGAUCGAGGAUAUCGAUGACCACCAUAUGAAGGCGGCCGAGGAGCCCAUGAUAACAAUUCCCAACCCGAACCUCGGCCGUCCCGCAACGCGGGCCACCUCGCCCAAGCAAUCGGGCGAAGAAUACCGCGUCGCGCAGGACACGACGGCCCCGCCGGACCCCGUGGCCGAGGGCGCGACGUCCGACGUGCCGAUCCACGGCGAAAAGACCAACGUGCUCUUCCACCCGACGCCGUCAGUCAGCUACGAGCCCAUGUACGCCGCCAUCGAGGCGCGCGCCAACGUGCUCUGCAUCGCCCUGUUCCUGGCCGUCGUCCUGAUGGGCAAGGCCCUGGGCGGGGGCAGUUUUUGGGGCCUGGUGCCGCUCGGCGCGGCGGUCGCGUCCGGGGUAUUUCUGUGGGCCAAGGACUUGAUCCGGCAGGGCCGGGCGACGGAGUGGAGCGCGGAGCAGAAGCGGGGGGAGACGGCCGUGGUGAACCUGAUUCCCGAGUCGGUCGAGUGGCUGAACACGGCGUUGGGGCUGAUUUGGGGGCUGAUUAACCCGGACAUGUUCGCGGCCGUGGCGGACACGUUGGAGGAUGUCAUGCAGGCGAGCGUGCCCAAAGUGAUUGAGCAUGUCAAGGUGAAUGAUAUCUCGCAGGGGAGCAAUCCGUUGCGGGUCCUGAGUCUGCGCGCGCUGCCGGACUCGCAUGUGAAGGAGUUGAAGGAAGAGAUUCACAAGAGGGACGCCAAAGUCAAGGAUCCGGAGGAGUUAGCAGCUGAGGAGGAAGGGGGCGACUUCUACAACCUCGAGGCGACCAUCGCCUAUCACUCGCUGCCGUCAACAGGGGAUGUGUCGACCAAGGCCAAGAAUAUGGGCAUGCAACUGAUAUUCUACGUCGGCAUCAAGGGCUUGUUUGGCGUACCGUUUCCGAUCUGGGUCGAACUGAACAGGCUGGUUGCGACUUGCAGACUGCGAGUUGGCUUGGCGCCGAAUCCGCCGUUCGUCAAGACGCUCAGCUUCACCCUGAUGGGCCUGCCCAAGGUCGAGGCCAGCUGCGUGCCGAUGAUGGAGAAGGCCCCCAACAUCCUCAACUUGCCCCUCAUCUCCAACUUCGUCAACUGGGCCAUCGCCACGGCGGCCAGCAUGUACGUGGCGCCGAAGUCGAUGACGCUCGACAUUGGCAAGAUGCUGGAAGGCGACACCAUCAAGAAGGAGACCAACGCGCUGGGCGUGCUGUUCAUCCGGAUCCACAAGGCCACAAACCUCAGCAAGCAGGACCAGCGCGGCAAGGUCGGCGGCGGGUCGGACCCGUAUAUCUGCGUGUCUUUCUCCAAGUUCGGCAAGCCGCAGUACUGCACCCGCGUGAUCCAGGACGACCUCAACCCCAUCUUCGAAGAGUCGUGCGCGCUGCCCAUAACGGCCGACGUCAUCAAAGCCGACGAGCAGCUGUCUCUCGAGCUGUGGGACAGCGACCGGUCGUCGGCCGACGACAUGGUCGGCAAAGUCGAGUUGAGCCUUCAGAAGCUGAUCCAGCACCCGGGCAAGAUGUUCCCGCAGGUGUCCCAGCUCAAGGGCGUCAAGGCCGAGAGCACCAUGCCGGGCGAGCUGCACUGGGAGGUCGGCUUCUUUGGUAAGACGCAGUUCCGCCGGGCGCUCCGCACCGACGGCCGCGACCCCAACCUGCCCAAGGAAUUGGCGGACAAGAAGGAGCUGCAGGACGACAAGGGCAGCCUCGAUACGGCCCAGGAGGAGGCCGCCGUGUGCACGCCGCCCGACCCGCUCUGGCCAAGUGGCAUCCUCAGCGUGGUGGUCCAUCAGAUUGUCAACCUCGAGAUCGCUAAUGUCAAGGGCUCCAAGGGCGGCAAGCGCACGGGCGGCAGGGAGUACGAGCCGGGGCGGCCCGAGGCGGGCGAAAUCAAGGAGGAGGAGGGCAAGAAGCUUCCGAGCGCGUACUGCACGAUCCUCAUCAACGACGAGCUCGCGUACAAGACGCGCACCAAGGUGGUGUCGUCGCGCCCCAUCUUCGAGGCCGGCACCGAGCGCUUCAUCCGCGACUGGCGGUCAUGCAUUGUCACGGUGGCAGUCCGCGACUCGCGCAACCGGGAGCAUGACCCCCUCAUCGGCGUCGUCCCGCUCCGGCUGUCCGACAUCCUCCAGACUAGCAGCCAGAGCACGCGCUGGUACCCACUCGAUGGCGGCAUCGGCUUUGGGCGCAUCCGCAUCAGCCUGCUGUUCCGGUCGGUCGAGCUGCGCUUGCCACCCACGCAGCUGGGAUUCGGCGACAUCGGCACCUUUGAGUUCACCUCGGACGCGCUCACCACGUCGGGCUACUGCCCAAGCGAGCGGACCAAGGUCAAGAUGCGGACGGGCGGAAGCUCGGCGUCGGUCAAGGGAGACGUGUGCAGCAAGACGGACGACGGCACCGGCCUGUCGUGGGACAUCAGCGGGACCGAGACUAGCAAGCGGCACAGGUCGACGCGCAUCCGGCUCCCCGUGCGGUUCCGGUAUCGAUCGCCCAUCUUCUUCGAGUUCCGCCCCUCGGGCAAGCGCCGCAAGACAGACACGUUCGCCUCGCUGUGGCUGCAGGACGUGCCGGAUGCUGAGGAGAGGGAAUUUGACAUCCCCAUCUGGCGCUGCGACAACGGCAUGCGGCUCUCUCAGAACUACAUCACGCCCGACAACGUGCAGUCGGUGCCGGACCUCAAGGUCGAGGAAGUUGGGCGGCUGCGGUUCAGGGGCCGGUUCAAGCCCGGCACGGACCGGGACCAUCUCCGGUUUGUGAGCGACAACGACUCGCGCGAGACGAUCGAGACGUGGGAGGCGUGCUUUGCCGAGGGUGUGCGGGAGGAACAUGUGCAUCCGAAAGUGCCGCCCGUGGUGCAGAAGCUGCACGACGAGAGUCUGACGCAGGGGCGGGAUGUGUUGGCCAUGGCGCCCGAGGAGGACAAGAGGAAGUGGCUGGCCAAGGACGGCACCGACUGGAGCGGGGCGUUUGGCGAGGAUCCGGCUGUGCUGCUUGAGAGAAACAAGAGCGAGCAGCAAGAUGAGGAUGAGGAGGCUGAGCAGCUGGACGGUGCUGUUGACGGGUCUAUCGAUGAAGUCAGCAGCGACCAGGAUGAUGAAGACGAGGAAGAGGUGGAUCUGGGAAUUAACGACGCCACGCACGACAAGGAGAAAGAUAAGCAGAGGACGAACGAGGGUGAUGAGGAUGAUGGAGAAAAUUAUACCUGGAGGCGAAGCGAAGGCGAGGUCAAAGAGCGCGGCCGCAUGUCGAUGGACAGCACCGCCACGGGAGCCACGGGCACGAGCAACAAGUCGGGCAGCAGCAAGAACCCCAUCAAGAAGUACAGGGAGUACCGCAACCGCAGUAGAGAUCUGCACCGCCAGCAUCGCGGGCUGAUGCAGUGGAAACCGAUGCGCAAUGUUCAAUUUGCCAAGGACGAAGCAGUGUUCGCCACGAGGCGGUUGAUGAAGGUUGGCAGCUUGAGCGGCCGGAAGCCUGAUGUUGAGACCGAGGUCUAA
Parathielavia appendiculata is the source of this 3747-nucleotide messenger RNA. RefSeq lists its product as uncharacterized. The record is from RefSeq and is a predicted model, not a curated record. Lineage: Eukaryota; Fungi; Ascomycota; Sordariomycetes; Sordariales; Chaetomiaceae. The coding region runs from base 1 to 3747 and encodes 1248 amino acids. Gene Ontology annotation, molecular function: lipid binding. The transcript is spliced from 3 exons.